CCCUCCUGCUCCCCAGUAAAUCGCUCAUCCAUAGCAACCUCGCUCCGCCUACUCGUGGAUCCUCUUCCUCCUCCCCUUACCCAGGCUCCUCCCAGCUUCCCCCCAUCCCCACAGACACAGAGCACAGGAGGAGACGCUACAUUGGAGUGACCGGAGCUGGGCGGGAGCUCGGGACUGUCCGGGCCGACAAGACGUGAUGGCAACAGAGGGAGCUGGACAGGUCACAUUUGAUGAUGCUGCCAUUUAUUUCUCCGAGGAGCAAUGGAGCAAUCUGGAGGAGGUCCAGAAGAAAGUCUACAAGGAGCUCAUCAAAGAAAUCUAUGAAAUUAUGCUUUCUUUGGGAUAUCUCAUACCAAAGCCGGAAAUUGUUUCUCGGAUUGAACGAGGGGAAGAACCAUAUGGUGUCGUCGGUAAGAAACAAAAGCUUCAGGAGCCCCAGCCAGAGGGCCAACCCACCGCUGGCAGCAAAGAACCUGAAAUAAAAACAGAGCGCCAGUCUCCUAUCCCUUUCAACUCUGCUCGGCCUGGGGAGAUCUCCUCCUCGCAGGAGAAGGGCCAGGGGGCCCAUUGUCAGAACUGUGGGACACAAUGCAACAACCAGUGUGGCAUGAGUUUGCAGUGGAAUCCACAGACAGCGUUUCAUGGAUCCCCCGGAGAUAGGAGCCAGGAGAAAAGAUAUGUGGCCCCUCAACCGCUGUAUUUUACUGGAAACCCAACCUCCCCUUCUUAUGCCAACAACGCAAAUGGAAUGAUUCAUCCAACAUCCCCAGUGGCGAGUUAUGGUAACCCAGCAAUGGGACCAUUAUCUCCACAAUGUCCUGGCUACCGAAUCAUUGAUCCCACUUCACCCUUUGCUGGUCCAGAGAGAUUGGGAAAUCCAAUGUUUGGAAACUUUGAAACAAGCCCACAAGCCUCUCAGGGCCCUACUGGGAGCAGUUUGGGGCAUCUUGAACAUGAAAAUCGAAACAGGAGGGAGCCCCCUUACCAACUGCAUGCACCCCCAUUCCAGGAGAGAAGGAAUAAUGGGGUGCCAUGUGCAGGCUGUGGCUCUUUCUGCAACAACCAGUGCCCCAUGAGCCUUCCGAGGAUGCUUCAGCCAACUGUUGUUGACAGCCACCAAGGAAACCGUUACACUUCCCCCCCAAAUCCAUAUUUUAAUUCAAAUGCACCCUCAUCUCAUUUUGCUAAUGGCAGACCUGGAAUGAGAUAUCCUAACCCCCCAGGAAUGGGACCAAUAUCCCCACAGUUUUCUGGCUAUCUGAGGCCCGGAGACCAAACUGGACCCAACAUGCUGCGUGGAAGGCCUGAGAAUCCUGUAGCAAGACUGGAAAGUAAAGCAGCUAACAGUUUCACUCAAGGUGUAAAUCAAGGAGCUAAAUUAUCAGCAACCAGUAGUGGAAAUCAGAGGAGAGCACAAGCAAUGUCUCCACUGGCUCCUCUUGAGCCAGUUCCGGUGCCUAUCACUAGUGGCAGCCCUGGUGCUGUUCAUGAGCAGAGAAAUAGACAUUCCGUGGCAAUGAUCCCCAGCAGUGCGAGCCCCCAAGAUAAGAUGCCUUCAAACACUAGUAAAAAGCCAGAAGGCUGGCGCUUCUCUGUGCAGGGGGGGAAUAUGGUUCCCAGAGGUGUGCAGCCUGUUUCACAACCACAAGUCAGCAAAAACAUACCUCAGAAGGCAGGGGAAGCAACCAAUCACAGAAGUUAUUUUUCAUCCGAUAAAACUCCCAUAGGUAAAUAUGGGAAACAGACAUCAUCUGGUGCUUUGACACAAGAGGCUGGACACGUGGGAGUUACAGCCAGUGGUGGUGAAAGUAGUAUGAAAUGUCCAAUGCCACCGAUCCCCUCUGAUGUUGUCCAGGCUCUCAAGAGGGCCAGCCCUGUGUCUGUACAUAGUGAGGGUCCUGGUGCAAAACGGGCUACACCCCCAGUGGCUACCGGUAACCAACCCAGUACGUCUAGAACAACGCCGCCUAUAAACAAGCCAGUGAAUCGGGUUACACCUCCCAUUAUAAUUGCUGACGAUCAGGAGGUAAAAAGAACUACACCCACAGAUAUCAAAGAUGGCAAGUCAGGGAGAUGGAACACUCCUCCCAUAACUAUUAGCAGGAUCCGUAAUGCUGGAGUGUUUCUGCUCCCGCAGCCAAAGACUAAGAAUAGAGAAUCCAGUAACAGCGCAUCAGAAAUCAUCAUAAUUGAUGAUAAAGAUUCUAAACCAGAUAGCCUGCCAAAAUUACCUGAAAAUUCCACAAACAAAGAAGAAAAAAGUUCUGCCAAUGGAACUCCUCCGGCCAGUAACCCUAAAGGCAACGGAGACAACCUUGCCGCCUCUUCCCUUCCAAAAACCCAGACUCCGACUCUGCCACAGAGUGGCCCAGUAUUAGUUAAUAAGGUGCAAGUACAGCAGCCAGCCCCUAUUAUUGUUACUGGGAAUCCAAGUAUGGCUAACCAGCCCCUUUCUGUAGCGGUUAAUGGGAAUCGGAGCAUUAUGCUGACAUUCCCAGUUAACAUGGGUAGCUCCGGUAUUAUGCUAGCUACACCUAUGAAUAUUGGAGAAAACCAGAUUGCUGGUGUGAAGCAAGUCAACAGGGUGCCACUAAGCAAGAACCCAAGGUUUGUUCCAAAUAAUACAAUUCCACUAAAUACACGGCCAGCAAAUGCCAAGUUUGCACCCAUGGCGGUCACACCCAUAGUUGGUCAAGCAAAUCGUGUCCCUGUAACUCUUCAAUCCAGUCAACCCAAGCCCAUUACUGUCAACGUCAGUCAGUCAGCAGCCAAUACUGCCAGUAGUCUGAAUAUGCAAAAUAACCUUCCACGGGUCAACAGCGGAACCUUAAAUGCAGUUCCAGUAAAGGCUUCGGGGAAUCAAGCAAUAGGUCAGGCCAUACCUCUUUUUGUUGAUGCAAAUUCUGGUAUAUUUCUAACAGCGCCCACAGUCCCUUCCAAGAACACUGUCCCUUCUGGAAUAGGCAAUGCUACUGUGGUCACAGUAAAUGGCAACGUAGUUACUGGAAAUGUGACUCCUAUGUCUCUCGGGGGGAAAUUAGCUUUUAGUAAUAUUACCCCAGUCAAUGUAAAUGGAGGUCUGGGCAUCGGGAACACAUUUAUCACUGUGGAUGGGACUCUGGGUAUUCGUAAUGGAACGCCAGUUACACUUACAACCAAUGCCACUGCCAUUAAUAACCCAAAAGCCACAUUGAAUAUGAACAACCCAACAAUUUUAACGGUCAAUAGUGGCUUGGGCAUCAGGAAUGCAGGGACCAUCGGAACCCCAGUUGGAAAUAUUACUCCUAUCAAUGCCAAUAGGACAAUACAAGUUGGACAGCCUUCUACCUCCACUAUUCUUAAUGCCGAUCAGCAGAAAACAGGCAUUGUAAUACGAAAGAUCAACGAGACUGCUGGGCAUGUAGUUCAACAAACUGUAGCCAACACCAACCAGAUGCCUGUGACCGUAGAGAGACUGUUUAAGUGUAGUCAGUGCGAAGAACGUUUUAGCAGUCUUGAAACCCUAACCUCCCACCAAAAAGUUCACGAGGGGGCAAAGUCAACUGCAGAAAAUGGUCAGGAGUCUUCCAAAGUCCCCUCUGAGACAGAAGAUGCCAGCGGGGUUACCGACGAGGACGCUCCAAAAAUUCUUUACACCACACAAGGAGACGACGGAAGCACCGUGUAUGUAGUGACUGUGUAGUUCAUGUUUUUAUUGGAUUGACUUCAAAGUAUUCAUGGAUCUGCUUUCAGAAAAGUGUACGCACAUUUACGCCCCGCGACUUUGUACUUUGUAAUAUAUUAAAGUCAACUUUCUUUUUAAGGAAAAA
Xenopus laevis (African clawed frog) is the source of this 3809-nucleotide messenger RNA. RefSeq lists its product as uncharacterized. The coding region runs from base 197 to 3682 and encodes 1161 amino acids. NCBI's taxonomy places the organism in Eukaryota, Metazoa, Chordata, Amphibia, Anura, Pipidae. The transcript has 5 exons. The record is from RefSeq and is a predicted model, not a curated record.